This is a messenger RNA of Nicotiana tabacum (common tobacco), 883 nucleotides long. The record is from RefSeq and is a predicted model, not a curated record. NCBI's taxonomy places the organism in Eukaryota, Viridiplantae, Streptophyta, Magnoliopsida, Solanales, Solanaceae.
UGAUAGUUCACUGCUUUUGUAUAGUGUAAGAGCAUGUGUGGGCUAGGCGGACGUCAUGGGUUCGAACUUCUGCAGACAAAAGCCUGUUUCUGAUGAUGACGAGAUAGACUACUCCGUUAAGCCAGAAUUUUAUGAUCCAGAACUUAACGACAAGGAUGAACUCUGGGUGCAGAAGAAAAGGGGUGGUCGUACUUCCGAUGCCAUCCUUAAUUGUCCAGCUUGUUUUACCACACUUUGUCUAGAUUACCAAAGGCAAGAAAAGAAUGUUACGCAGUACCGAGCAAUGUUUGUGGUCAAUUGCAAGAUCAAGAGUAAACAAGUGGCACAGCUUAGAAAUAAACGAAAGAGGGGUAAGAAAGGACGUGGAUCUAGUGAGGCUGAUGCACAUUCUGAUAUAGGCGAGACAUCUAAACAUAUAUGCUGUUUAGUUUGUUCGACGGAUGUUGGAGUCAUCGACGAAGAUGAGGUCUAUCAUUUCUUUAACGGUAUUCCUAGUGAAUCUUGAUAUUUUCCUCCCGAAAUGGCCUUAAGCGCUCAGGAUAAAAUUUGUUUAAUAGUACUAUGUUUUCGGCGUCGCAUUGCAGAAAACUUAAGGGGUCAAAGAGCACUUUCCUUUUGUAUUUUUUUUUUCUUUUCAGAAGGGUUCUGUUUUUGGGUGGGGGUGGGGGGGAUAGUUCUCUUGAUGACGGGUCGCUCUGCCACUUCAUGUUUUAGAUCAGUUGUAUUUUGAACUGCAAAAUAGUUGUAGUUUGUGCUAAGUAAAAGCUCCCUGCUUCUCCUUAAUGAAUGUUGAAGUAAACAAUUAGUAAAGUUUGGAGGAAAGCCUACUUAGUAUAUGUAUGGCAAAAUGAUGGAGAAGAAGUUGAAAGUUGACCAGAGCCAA